CACGUGGCUCCACCAAACUAGCUGCAACAGCAAUGAGCAAACACCCGGUGGAACUGCGCAUCUGCGGUGCUCAACAUUCAAACCGCUUCCCAGUCCAGUCCUUUGCGGAUUAGGAAAUGCCUCAUUGGAGGAAAUGCGUUCUUGGAUGCGAGGGAGACUACCCUCUUUUUACGCUUCCCAAGGAUGCCACGAUUCGCCAGAAAUGGUUGGACUUUAUUUUUGGAGACUUCCCUCCUCCGAAAAAAAACUGGUAUAUUUGUGCGAGACACUUUACUGAUGACAGCUUUCUAAACAAAGGCCUGUUUGAUAAAGGACUGAUAGGAAGAUUGUCACUAUUAGACCAUGCAAUACCAACCAGGCUUAAACCGUUUGAGUGGGGACAGGGCACACCUGUCUCCAGAUCGGUUGGGACUUCCUGUGUAGUAGAGAUGAAGUCCCAAGGAACAUCCACAACACCACAGACUGCAGAAAUUGGUAUUCAGUGUAUGCUUGUGACUCCCACCCUAGAUGACCAGGACAGCAACGGCCCUGAAAGUGAUGAGGAACCUGAGACUGAUGAGGAGGACACGGACUGGGCACCUGGUGCAGAAGAGUCUGAGGAUGAGGACUUCGACCUCAAAGACGUGGCCGAAACCUGCCCAGCGGCGGAGCGUAAAUUCAUUGUCUUUGAAAGUUGUUUGAGGACGCUGUUCGCUGUGUGUGUCGUCUGCUCCGGGGCCUGCACAGUGACGAUGAAGCAGAUCAUGGGCACCAUGGUGGCCGUGAGCAGUGUCUGCAAGAGGACAGACGGACACACCCGGGUGUGGUACAGCCAGCCGGCCCACAACAGCAUGCCGGUGGGCAAUUUGAUGAUGGCGGCAGCCACCUUAUUCAGUGGGUGUUCACCAACAAUUGCCCUGAACCUUUUCCGACACAUGAGUGUUGGAAUCUACAGUUUGAAGACGUUUUUCAGUCUGCAGCGCUGCUAUUUGGUCCCUGCUAUUCAAAGGGUUUGGAACACCAAGCAGCAGGCCAUGAUUAUGAAGAGAAAGGGAACGCCACUAAGACUGGGCGGAGAUGCUCGCUGCUGCUCAUCACGGCAUACAACCAAGUAUGGCAGCUAUUCCUUAAUGGAUAUGAAUACUGGUGUGGUGCUCACCACCCGUCUAGUGGAGUGCAAUGAAGUGCAGAGCAGCGCAGCAGUGGAGUUGGAGGGCCUGAAACAGGGGAUCCGCUUCCUGGAGCAACAUGGCCUCACUAUAGCUGAACUCAUCACAGACAGACAUAUGCAGGUCUGCAAAUGGGUCAGAACGGAAAAGCCCGACAUCAGACAGCGGUUUGACGUAUGGCACGUUUCCAAGGGCAUCUUCAAAAAACUUGUGGCAGUGGCCAAAAAGCCAGGCUGUGCUUCAGUGGGGCUGUGGGCUCAGUCUAUCUCCAACCAUCUGUGUUGGACAGCAGCCACCAGCGGUGGAGACGCAGACAUGGCUGUGCAGAAAUGGACUUCUGUGGCUCGUCACGUCUGCAACAUCCACGAGGGCCACGGCGACAUGUUCCCGCGGUGCGAGCACGGACAGAUGAACAGACAGUGGGUGGAGAACGGCAGCAGAGCACAGAAAGAAAUCCAGGCGGUUGUCCUGAGCUCCAGGCUGCUGGCGGACGUCCGUCAGCUGUCCCCUCCAGAGCAGACGUCGUACUUGCAGUCUUUUCAUAACGUCGUCUGCUUCUUCGGAAGUAAACAGGGGCAUUUCCUUCGUCCCUCACUGGAAGCAAAACUGAUUUUGGCAGCUCUCCACUUUAACGAGAACAUGGCAAAUGAGCAGGCCAGGAAACAGGACAGGGCUCAGCGGUGGAAGGUGUCCUAUCCAAAGUUUAAGAAAGGUGGCGCUGUGGUUCGGCCUGUGAAGGAUUCUCACACAUAUGACUAUGUCAGACACCUGAUGGAGCUUGUGUGGCAGAUGCGGCUGGAGGUUCCCUUCUAUGAAGACGUAGAUACAGAAACUUCUGUUUCUUAGCUCUGGUUGUGCGUUUAGGGUCGUUGUCUUACAUUUGUUUCCAUCUUAGAUCAAAUUUGCUCUUCUAGUUCUGCUUGUUUUAAACUCUAUAAUUUUUCCCAUCAACUCUGACCCACUUCCAUAACCAGGUUAACGAAAAGCAAGUCCAAUGCAUGAUGCUGCCACCACCAUGUUUUGCUCUUAGAGCAGUGUGUUCAGGGUGAUGUGCUGUGUUAGUUUUUCUUCAUAAAGGUCAGAAAGUUACAUUAUAGGCUCUUAUUACAUUUAAGGUAUUUUGGACUUUUAAUUAGGUUUAUUAGAGUAAUGGGGGCUGAAUACAAAUGCUGGCAAUCGUUCACAUAAUUUUGUAGCUAAAAAGUUGAAAAUCUACAUUUAAUUUUCUCUACGUUUCACGAUUAUGCACAUAUAAAAUCAUGUUAAAUCCUAGAAAUGCACUUAGGUUUCUAAGUAAGUGAAACCUUAUUUAUAUAUCAUCUCUCAAGACACAAAAUAAGAAAGUGCUUCACAACAGUCAGUAAUGCAUAAAAAAGACAAAUAGUAAUAAUAGUAAAGAAAAGAAAAGCAGAUUUAAAUGUGUUUCUAACUGACUUUUAAAAUAGAACUGGAAAUCCAGUUUUGCAAAACUGCUGCAGUAAAUUGAGAAAAUGUAAAAAAUUCUAGGGUUAUUAAUACCUUUACAAAGCACUAUACAGUAUGUCCCAAUAAACAGCAUUUACUGUUAAAAAUAAAAUAAAAUACAAAUUCUUUCAAAGAAAAAAAAAACCCAAACAAACUUCUGGAACAAAAUGCAAAAACAACUUGAUGUUUGAAAAAUAAUUUAUUUGCAAUAAAUUAGAUUUUUAAAGUACGAUAGAGUUCAUAUGUAUCCUAAAAUUUAAAGCCACUGAUUUACAUAAACGUCACAUUUUUAUUUAGUCUUGCAGAGUUACCUUGAGAGAAUGAAGUGGCUUUUCUCACGUUGUUACACAUUUUAAUUUAAUUGUACUUAUUUUUUUAAAGCAUGUUUCUCAGAGAGCAGUGGCUCCAGCUUUGGGAUCCUUUAACAUCGCUUCUGGUGGAUGAGGAAAAAAAAAAAAAUCUGGAUAUUUAAUUAUUUAAUUAGUUUUUUUCUGAUGUCGCAAAAUUAUUGCAGUCACUUCAAAGGUUUUCUGAAAAACAGCUGAAAUCCUGUACAGUUUGGUGCAGCAGUUUUCCUCCUAAUGUACAGUUACUAAUAAUUGAAUUUCCAGCCCUGAGUGCAGUCCCUCUGCUUCCACACAAAAUCACAUUCCAUGAUCACUUUGCCUGAGCUGAGCCACCUUGAACGCUUUCCAAACGCUCUGACAGUUUUGUAAAUGCUCAUCAUUAAUAAAAAUUAUCUGAGUCUUUUUAACAAUGAUUUUGAUUUUUGCUUUUUGUCUGGGUGGAAUGAUGUAACAAUCAGAUUCAAUAAUAUUUUAAAACAACCUUGAAUUUGUGCAGGAUUUUGUCUAAUCCACACAGGGACGACAUUAGAUAUUCAGUCUCAUAUAUCAUACACCUUCACUGAUAUUUGAUUAAAUGACACCAUCCAAUUUUUUAGUUACUAAAAAGCUUCUGGUGUAAUUCUGGCUGAGUUUGUGACCACUCUUUACAAAAAUUGGUUGGUUUCUUGUCACAUUCUUGGCUUUUAAUCAAGCUAAAUAAUUUUCUAUGCGGUUAAAGUUGGGAAUUUCCACUACCAACUAGUUUUAAUGAGUGUUUGGGACUAUUGUCUUGUUGGAACUCCAAACUGUACCCUAGACUGAGCAAUCCAGCCAAAAAUAUUACCUCAAAUAAAAAAAUUAUAAAAGUUUACAUUGUUCAAGCACAAUCCGGUGCAGGUUUUUCAUAAACAGGCAACAGUAAUGUAAUUAUUUACAAGAACAUGAAUCAGAAAAAAAGAAGCAUCUGCUGAAAGUGGGCAGCUUCAAACGCCACUGAAAUUAGCUUCCGUCUAUAUAAACAAGCUAAUCACAUGCUUGAUAAAAGUUUCACGAUUAAAGACAAAACUGGUUGUUUAGCGGCUAGUG
Messenger RNA from Xiphophorus couchianus (Monterrey platyfish), 4024 nucleotides. RefSeq lists its product as uncharacterized. The record is from RefSeq and is a predicted model, not a curated record. Bases 117 to 1994 code for a protein of 625 amino acids. The transcript has 8 exons. NCBI's taxonomy places the organism in Eukaryota, Metazoa, Chordata, Actinopteri, Cyprinodontiformes, Poeciliidae.